UAGUACGUAAGUCCAUGAAGUGAAGCAGUUUAUUCCUCGCUGUCUCCUUAAAAUGAGUGGACGAACAGUUGCUUGUUGCAGCCAAAACGACAACGGUAACCGCAACAGCAACGGCAACGGCAACGGCAACGGCGAGGCCUAAAGAUCUCCAAAAUGUAUGGAAAAGUGAUUCUCUCUAUGGUAUUCAUCUUUCUUCUGCUCUUCUCUUACUCCAUCUUCAUCGGGACUAUCGAUAUCAGAUCAUACUUCUUCCCCCUCCUGCAGCAGUCACCGGCAGUUGCACCUUCCGUCUGUGCUACCGGACCGCCUCUUAAGGUCUACAUGUACGAUCUUCCGCCGAGAUUCCACGUCGGGAUGAUGGAUCACCGGAAUGAUGAUUACAAUACGCCGGUCACGGCAGAGAAUUUGCCGCGAUGGCCCAACAAUUCUGGGUUGAGAAAGCAGCACAGCGUCGAGUAUUGGUUAAUGGCUUCGCUUUUGUAUGAAGGCGGUGGAGAGGAGAGAGAAGCGGUCAGGGUUUUAGAUCCGGAAAAGGCAGAUGCAUUCUUCGUGCCGUUUUUCUCUUCGUUGAGCUUCAAUACACACGGGCAUACCAUGACGGAUCCGGAGACUGAGAUAGAUCGCCAAUUGCAGGUUGAUGUGGUAGAAAUGUUGUAUAAAUCUAAGUACUGGCAGAAGUCUGGAGGUAGAGACCAUGUGAUUCCCAUGACACAUCCGAAUGCUUUUAGGUUUCUCCGACAACAGUUGAAUGCAUCUAUUCUCAUAGUUGCAGAUUUUGGCCGCUACCCAAAAUCCAUGUCAACUCUGAGCAAAGAUGUGGUGGCCCCAUAUGUACACGUUGUUGAUUCUUUUACAGAUGAUGAACUUCCAGAUCCAUUUGAAUCUCGUACCAAACUUCUUUUCUUCCGUGGGAAUACAGUCAGGAAAGAUGAAGGCAAAGUUCGUGCUAAACUGGCAAAGAUAUUAGCUGGUUAUGAUGAUGUUCAUUUUGAGCGAAGCUCACCUACAACAGAAGCAAUAAAAGCGUCAACUCAAGGAAUGCGUUCAUCAAAGUUCUGUCUGCAUCCUGCAGGAGACACUCCAUCUUCUUGCCGUUUAUUUGAUGCUAUUGUAAGCCAUUGUGUUCCAGUCAUUGUGAGUGAUCAAAUUGAGCUCCCUUAUGAGGAUGACAUUGAUUACAGCCAAUUCUCAGUUUUCUUCUCUAUAAAUGAGGCAAUUCAACCAGGUUACAUGGUUGAUCAACUCCGCCAAUUUCCAAAGGAGAGAUGGAUUAAAAUGUGGAAACAGCUUAAGAACAUCUCCCAUCACUUUGAGUUUCAUUACCCACCAGAAAAGGAAGAUGCAGUAGACAUGCUAUGGAGACAGGUAAAGCACAAGCUUCCUGGGGUUCAGCUUGCUGUACAUAGAAGCCGAAGGUUAAAAAUUCCAGAUUGGUGGCAGAGGCCAAGAUGAUUUUGGACAUUGCUUAAAUGAUCCUGUACAUUCAUGAUAUUUUCAUCACUCGCAAGCAAUAUUUCUUUUGAGAGAAUAAUCAGAGGCAGUUACAAACACCAUCAUAUCAUCUGGAUUCGUAAUUUGGAUAACAUAUACUCUUCGGCAAUACAUCAACAGAGAUUUUUUUUUGACAGUGAAGACCUUUGGUCUUGUCUGUGGAAGGCUUAGCAAAUUGUUUUUCUUCUUCUUUCUUUAACACUACAGGAGUCACCGAGUAUGUAAUGAGAGUGUAAUGACACACGGCUGUAAUGUAUUCAUUAGAGUUUAGCAAAGAGCUGAUUACAUUGGCUGUAAUUGUUUCUUUUGAAUCUUUGGCCCAUUAAUAGUGUUCAACAACUUUGUAUUUUGGA
Messenger RNA from Hevea brasiliensis (rubber tree), 1844 nucleotides. Its product is annotated as probable arabinosyltransferase ARAD1. Bases 154 to 1452 code for a protein of 432 amino acids. The transcript is spliced from 4 exons. Gene Ontology annotation, molecular function: glycosyltransferase activity. The record is from RefSeq and is a predicted model, not a curated record. Lineage: Eukaryota; Viridiplantae; Streptophyta; Magnoliopsida; Malpighiales; Euphorbiaceae.